Anguilla rostrata (American eel) is the source of this 1707-nucleotide messenger RNA. RefSeq names its product solute carrier family 2, facilitated glucose transporter member 11-like. Gene Ontology annotation, biological process: monosaccharide transmembrane transport. The transcript has 12 exons. The record is from RefSeq and is a predicted model, not a curated record. NCBI's taxonomy places the organism in Eukaryota, Metazoa, Chordata, Actinopteri, Anguilliformes, Anguillidae. Gene Ontology annotation, cellular component: plasma membrane. Bases 105 to 1592 code for a protein of 495 amino acids. Gene Ontology annotation, molecular function: hexose transmembrane transporter activity.
AUAUAUUCCUCCAUCACAGUUCCAAGAAACAUCCCCAGAGGUUCUACGGAAAGUUAUGUGCAAUUAAUCUCCAGCAACACCAGGAGAAAGGGUGAAGACACAGGAUGAAGAAUACACUGAAGGAUCUGAAAAAAUACUGGAGGCUUUAUCUACUAACUUUGGUGCUGGGGAUCGGGGGAUCAUUUCAGUAUGGGGUUCAAAUAUCCAUCCUGGCCUCCUCAGAAGAACACAUACAGAGUUUUGUGAACCAGACAUGGCUGUGGAGAUAUGCGGUUCCAGUGGAGGAGUCUACUGAAAAGCUGAUCUGGUCUUCCAUUGUGUCAUUGUUCAGCCUGGGGGGCUGGCUGGGUGCUAUCCAUAGCGGGAGCCUUUCUGUUGUCUACGGCAGGAAAAAAUCCCUACAGAUCAAUAAUGUUGUGGCAAUUGUUGCUGCUUUUCUGAUGAUUCUGGCUCCUGUUGUCAAAUCCUUUGAGAUUAUCCUGCUUGGCAGAUUUCUGUAUGGCUACAGUGUAGGUUUAGGUCUUAAUGUGCACCUGAUGUAUCUUGGAGAGAGCGCUCCGAAGAAACUCCGUGGGUUCUUGACCCUCACAAGUUCCAUCUUCAUUGCCUUAGGAAAGAUCAUCAGUCCAGUAAUUGGAAUCAGGGAACUGAUGGGUAGAGACAACAUGUGGCCUUACCUGCUGGCUUUCAGUGGCAUCCCUGCUUUACUGCAGUUCCUGACACUUCUCUAUUUCCCUGAGGCACCUCGAUAUACUUACAUUGACAAGGGAGAUGAGGAGGGCUGCAAGAAAGCUUUAAGAUGGCUCUGGGGCAAUGAUGACAUGAAACUGGAGCUGGAAGAUAUGGCCAAGGAUCGCAGCAGUAUGCAGGGGCAGAAGGCCAAGACAGUUUGUGAUGUUCUGUGCUCACGCUCAGUACGCUGGCAGUUACUUGCUUUGACCAUCCCCUGUUCUGCUGUGCAGUUUUCUGGCAUCACAGCGCUGUACUUCUAUGCAUUUGAUAUAUUCCGUCAAACUGGGGUGCCAGAGGAUCAGAUGCACUACCUGUCCAUUGGGAUUGGUGCCACGGAGCUCGUUUCCAUCAUUCUCUGUUCACUGUUGAUAGACCGUACAGGCCGGAAGAAGCUGAUGGGUUUUGGCUACCUCCUAAUGGGAAUGUUAAUGUCACUGUUGACAGUCACGUUGUAUUUCAAGGAUUAUUACCCCUGGGUCUCAGGCCUUAACAUAAGCCUUGUGUUUUGUGUUAUCUGUGUUUAUGGACUUGGGCCAGCUGGUGUCUCCAUGACCCUCCCAGCUGACCUCUUCCUGCAAGCCUGGCGUCCCUCUGCUUUUGUCAUCAGUGGCACCAUUUGCUGGGUUAGCCAAUUCCUCAUUGGGAUGUGCUUCCCUUACAUAGUGGACAGCUUUGAAGAGUUGUGUUUCCUGAUCUUUGUGGCGUACUGCAUCUUCAGUGGUGCUUUCUUGCUCUACUUCAUCCCAGAGACUAAGGACAAGACCAUGGUGGAGAUUAUGGAGGACUUCAACAAACUCAAUUUCAAGGGCAUGGAAUCCAAUAUUGACAUGAAAGACUUUGUACUUGCAACAAAGCUAUGAGUUAGGUCCAGGCAGACUUGUACCUUGCACUCCACUUUAAAGCCUAAGUAUGUAUAAUUUGUGAAAGUUCACUGAUGUCAUAAUAAGCAAAUAAAAGAAGUGCACAGAGAUCUUA